CUUUCUUUCAUUAGUUGUGCUUCCGGAUAAAAGUGGUCUGACUCCUUGUGCACCGUUGCUCCUUUAAAAAGGCUUUCUUCUCGGGCCUUUCGCAUGUGUUGAUCUUCGGAUUCUGGCACUCUGCAACACCACGCAUUGCGGUCGGCUUCUUGGACUUUCACAUCUUCACUCUUGAUCCUCUGCACCAACCGCCACGAUGUCCUGGAAGCUCACUAAAAAAUUGAAGGAGACGCAUCUGGCGCCCCUGACCAACUUCGGUCGAUCGUCCUCUACCUCGACGAUCAAGGGCGACUCGAAUGGUGACGAGGCCCAGACACCUGUGGCCUCUAACACUCCCAGUAUCUCUUCUGCCACCCCGUCAACAAAUGGAAUUUCGGCCUCCGAAUCUCUUGUCUCUCCUCCUGUGGCUCCCGUGAACCCAGGUAUUCUCAUUGUCACUCUCCACGAAGGACGCGAUUUUUCUCUGUCCCCUCAUUUCCAGCAGAUCUUCAACUCGCAUUUCCAGAACAACUCUUACGCACCAUCGUCUUUACGCCCUAGCACCUCCUCUUCGUCACAUUCAUCCCAGAAUCAAGCAGGCUCCUAUGUGCCCUCAGGCCGCCCACAAUCCACAAGUGGGGGAAUAAAUGCCGCUCCCACUAUCCACGGUCGCUAUUCCACCAAAUAUCUUCCUUAUGCCCUCCUUGACUUCGAAAAGAACCAGGUCUUUGUGGACGCUGUGUCGGGUUCUCCCGAGAGUCCAUUGUGGGCCGGUGACAGCACAGCCUUCAAAUUCGAUGUGUCCCGGAAGACAGAGUUGAAUGUGCAGUUGUACCUUCGCAACCCUGCUGCUCGGCCUGGUGCCGGUCGUAGUGAGGACAUCUUCUUGGGCGCAUGUAAGGUCAACCCUCGGUUUGAGGAGGCCCAGCAACCAUACGUGGAGGAUCCCAAACUGAGCAAGAAGGACAACCAGAAGGCGGCUGCGGCUCAUGAAGAGCAGGCACGUCAAGCUGGUGGGCCUGGUCAGUCGGGUGCCGAAUGGCUGGAUCUUCAAUUCGGUGCUGGCUCGAUCAAGAUUGGUGUUUCUUUCGUGGAGAACAGGCAGCGCAGUCUUAAGAUGGAAGACUUUGAUUUGCUCAAGGUCGUUGGCAAGGGUAGUUUCGGCAAGGUCAUGCAGGUCAUGAAGAAGGACACCGGCCGAAUUUACGCCCUCAAGACCAUCCGGAAGGCUCACAUUAUCUCGCGAUCGGAAGUCACACAUACGCUUGCUGAGCGAUCUGUGCUUGCACAGAUUAACAACCCGUUCAUUGUUCCACUGAAAUUCUCAUUCCAGUCGCCUGAGAAGCUGUAUCUUGUUCUGGCAUUUGUGAAUGGUGGAGAGUUGUUCCAUCACUUGCAAAGGGAACAGCGAUUCGACAUCAACAGAGCCCGUUUCUACACCGCAGAGUUGCUGUGCGCUCUCGAGUGUCUGCACGGAUUCAAGGUUAUUUACCGAGAUCUCAAGCCUGAGAACAUUCUUCUCGAUUACACUGGACAUAUUGCUCUUUGCGAUUUCGGUCUUUGCAAGCUGGACAUGAAGGACGAGGAUCGGACCAACACCUUCUGUGGAACUCCCGAAUAUCUCGCCCCCGAACUUCUCCUUGGCAAUGGCUACACGAAGUCCGUCGAUUGGUGGACUCUGGGUGUCCUGCUCUACGAGAUGCUGACGGGCCUUCCCCCAUUCUAUGAUGAGAACACCAACGAGAUGUACCGCAAGAUCUUGCAAGAGCCUUUGACUUUCCCUACCAGCGAUAUUGUCCCGCCUGCUGCUCGGGAUCUUCUCACUCGAUUGCUGGACCGUGAUCCCGUGCGCCGACUGGGCGCCAACGGCGCUGCUGAAAUCAAGUCGCACCACUUCUUCGCCAACAUUGACUGGCGCAAGCUCCUCCAGAGAAAGUACGAGCCCAGCUUCCGGCCGAACGUGGUGGACGCCCGUGACACGGAUAACUUCGACCGCGAGUUCACUUCCGAGGCACCCCAGGACUCCUAUGUCGAGGGACCCGUCCUGUCGCAGACCAUGCAGCAACAAUUCGCAGGCUGGUCCUAUAACCGGCCAGUGGCUGGUCUCGGCGACGCAGGCGGAAGUGUCAAAGACCCAUCCUUCGGUAGCAUCCCGGAGUAGAUAGAGGUUUCCUCUUAGCGUCAAUUUAGAUCGAGAAUUAUUGAUCGGUGAGCCAGAAAGAGAGAUUGGGAGGUUUCAUAGAACGCUUCUCCUUUGUUACUUUUUUCACUGUGUACGCCUUUCAUUCACAUAUCACCAAUCUUGAUCUUUUCUUUUCUCUCUUUGUUUACUCUUCAUCUUGUUGAUUUCCCCAUCACAAAGGAGUCUGUGGCAUCUUGAUAUCGGAGUCGCUCCCUGAUCUCGAGACGACAUUGUUUCUUCUCGUGUCAUCUUUUCUAUUGAGCGCUUUGGUUUGGAUUUCUUUUGCUCGAUCUUCUUUGAUUGUGUUUCUCAUUCCCUCCAGGCAGGUCCCUUUCUUCCUUGUUUCGUUCGUUUUCAGGCGGUCAUUACCUGUCCCCUUGUUGUGUAUUGUCGAUAAAACUUUGCAAUGGACAAUGCCAGAGAGUCUUGGAUCUA
This is a messenger RNA of Penicillium canescens, 2596 nucleotides long. Its product is annotated as serine/threonine-protein kinase. The record is from RefSeq and is a predicted model, not a curated record. The coding region runs from base 197 to 2140 and encodes 647 amino acids. The transcript has 6 exons. Gene Ontology annotation, biological process: protein phosphorylation. NCBI's taxonomy places the organism in Eukaryota, Fungi, Ascomycota, Eurotiomycetes, Eurotiales, Aspergillaceae. Gene Ontology annotation, molecular function: ATP binding; protein serine/threonine kinase activity.